UGCAGUUUCAUCAGUUGCUCGCGAAGAGCCAUCCAGUGCGGUUGGAUGAGCUCCCUCAAAGGAAUACGAAAAGAAUAGUGAAGAAAGUGACUUGCAGAUAAGAAAGUGAAGUACAUAAGAGUGAACCGGGAAAGAAAGAGAUAGAACCGGAAGUGGUCCGUGGAAGGACAGUCGUUAUCGCAGCGCGGGUGCUUGAACUCUCGGCGCGAUGGGGCUCAGAAUGGCCUCCAUUGGGGUCCUGCUCCUGAUCCUGGCGAUCUCCUAUUGCCAGGCAGAGCUAACGCCGCCAUAUUUCAAUCUCGCUACGGGCAGGAAGAUUCAAGCCACGGCCACUUGUGGCCAGGAUACGGACGGACCAGAGCUCUAUUGUAAAUUAGUAGGAGCCAACACGGAGGACGAUCACGUGGAGUACUCGGUUAUCCAGGGACAGGUCUGCGACUACUGCGAUCCCUCGAUCCCGGAGAAGAAUCAUCCGGCCGAGAACGCGAUCGAUGGCACCCAGGCCUGGUGGCAGAGUCCUCCGCUGUCCAGGGGCAUGAAAUUCAAUGAAGUCAAUUUGACCAUCGAUUUCGAACAGGAAUUCCAUGUGGCCUACUUGUUCAUUCGCAUGGGCAACUCCCCUCGUCCGGGUCUCUGGACGUUGGAGAAGUCCACUGAUUAUGGCUCAACCUGGACCCCUUGGCAGCACUUCUCCGAUACUCCCGCCGAUUGUGAAACGUAUUUCGGCAAGGACACCUACAAACCGAUUACCCGCGACGACGACGUCAUCUGUACCACCGAAUACUCAAAGAUUGUGCCGCUGGAGGGCGGAGAGAUUCCCGUUGUGCUGCUGAACGGACGUCCCAGCUCUACCAACUACUUCAACUCAACGGUUCUGCAGGAAUGGACACGUGCCACCAAUAUCAGGAUACGUCUGCUUCGCACAAAGAAUCUUUUGGGACAUCUGAUGUCCGUGGCUCGACAGGAUCCCACGGUGACGCGUCGCUACUUCUACUCGAUCAAGGACAUCUCGAUCGGAGGAAGGUGCAUGUGCAACGGACAUGCCGACACCUGUGACGUCAAGGACCCGAAGAGUCCGGUGCGCAUCCUCGCCUGCCGCUGCCAGCAUCACACAUGCGGCAUCCAGUGCAACGAGUGCUGCCCAGGAUUCGAGCAGAAAAAGUGGCGCCAGAACACCAAUGCCCGACCCUUCAACUGCGAACCAUGCAACUGUCAUGGUCACAGCAACGAGUGCAAGUACGAUGAGGAGGUGAACCGCAAAGGCCUCUCCCUGGACAUUCACGGACACUACGAUGGCGGUGGUGUUUGCCAGAAUUGUCAGCACAACACUGUGGGCAUUAACUGCAACAAGUGCAAGCCCAAGUACUAUCGACCCAAGGGCAAAUACUGGAACGAGACCGAUGUCUGCAGUCCCUGCCAGUGUGACUACUUCUACUCCACCGGACACUGCGAGGAGGAGACCGGAAAUUGUGAGUGCCGUGCCGCCUUCCAGCCGCCGGCCUGCGACUCCUGUGCCUACGGCUACUACGGUUACCCCAACUGUCGGGAGUGCGAGUGCAACCUGAACGGAACCAAUGGCUAUCACUGCGAGGCGGAGAGCGGUCAGAAGUGUCCGUGCAAGAUCAACUUUGCGGGCGACUACUGUAAGGAGUGCGCCGAGGGAUACUACGGAUUCCCCGAAUGCAAGGCCUGCGAGUGCAACAAGAUCGGCUCGAUGGGCAACGAUUGCAACGUGACCACCGGCGAGUGCAAGUGUUUGACCAGUUUCGGAGGCGACAAGUGCGAGCGCUGCAAGCAUGGCUACUACAACUACCCCACCUGCGCAUACUGCGACUGCGACAACGAGGGUACGGAGUCGGAAAUCUGCAGCAAGCAGACGGGCCAGUGCAUCUGCCGCGAAGGAUUCGGUGGCUCCAGAUGCGACCAGUGCCUGCCGGGAUACUACAACUAUCCGGACUGCAAGCCCUGCAACUGCUCCACCACGGGCAGCUCGGCGAUCACCUGCGACAACACCGGCAAAUGCAACUGCCUCAACAACUUUGCCGGAAAGCAGUGCACGCUCUGUACUGCCGGCUACUACAAUUAUCCGGAAUGUCUACCCUGCAACUGUGACUCUCACGGAUCCCAGGGAGUGUCGUGUAACUCGGACGGACAGUGCUUUUGUCAGGCCAACUUUGACGGACAGCAGUGCGAGUCGUGCAAGGAGGGCUUCUACAACUUCCCUAGCUGUGAGGGUUGCAACUGCGAUCCGGCGGGAGUGAUCAGCAAGUUCGCCGGCUGCGGUUCGGUGCCCGUGGGCGAGCUGUGCAAGUGUAAGGAGCGAGUGACUGGCAGGAUCUGCAAUGAGUGCAAGCCUCAGUACUGGAACCUCAACUCCAGCAAUGCUGACGGAUGUGAGACCUGUGAUUGUUGGACGGACGGCACUAUUUCCGCCCUGGACACCUGUACCUCCAAGUCCGGCCAGUGUCCCUGCAAGCCGCAUACGCAGGGCAGGCGCUGCCAGGAGUGUCGCGAUGGAACCUUCGACCUGGACAGUGCCUCGUUGUUUGGCUGCAAGGACUGCAGCUGCGAUGUGGGCGGUUCGUGGCAGAGUGUCUGCGACAAGGUCAGCGGUCAGUGCAAGUGCCAUCCGAGGAUUACGGGGCUGGCGUGUACCCAACCCUUGACCACCCACUUCUUCCCGACGCUUCAUCAGUUCCAAUACGAGUACGAGGACGGAACUCUGCCGUCGGGCACUCAGGUGCGAUACGAUUACGAUGAGCAGGCAUUCCCCGGUUUCAGCAGCAAGGGCUAUGUGGUCUUCAAUGCCAUUCAGAACGAAGUGCGCAACGAGAUAAACGUCUUCAAGUCCUCGCUCUACCGCAUUGUAUUGCGCUAUGUGAAUCCCAAUGCCGAAAAUGUAACCGCCACCAUCUCGGUUACUUCAGAUAAUCCUCUGGAGGUGGACCAGCACGUAAAGGUAUUGCUGCAGCCCACUUUGGAGCCCCAGUUCGUGACCGUUGCGGGGCCUCUGGGAGUAAAGCCCUCCGCCAUUGUAAUGGAUCCGGGUCGUUAUGUCUUCACCACCAAGGCCAACAAGAAUGUGAUGCUCGAUUACUUUGUUCUCCUGCCCGCUGCUUACUACGAAGCUGGAAUUCUGACCCGCCACAUCUCCAAUCCCUGUGAACUGGGCAACAUGGAGCUGUGCCGCCAUUACAAAUACGCCUCCAUUAAUGUCUUCGAACCGGCAGGAACUCCAUUUGUAAUCGGAGAGAACAACAAGCCUACAAAUCCCGUCGAGGUGUACAGCGAUCCAGAACAUCUUCAGAUUGUCAGCCAUGUGGGCGAUAUUCCCGUGUUGAGCGAGUUGCAAAAGGAGCUUAACUACAUCGUGGAUGUGCCCCGCAGUGGACGAUAUAUCUUCGUGAUUGAUUAUAUCAGCGAUAGGAACUUCCCCAACAGUUUCUACAUUAACUUGAAGCUGAAGAACAAUCCAGAUUCGGAGACAUCCGUGCUGUUGUAUCCAUGCCUAUACUCCACCAUCUGCCGGACGUCGGUAAACGAUGAUGGUAUAGAGAGGGAGUUUUAUAUCAGCAAGGAGGAUCUGCAGCCAGUCACCAUCUAUGCCGACUUUGAAGAUGAAUCUCGAUUCCCGAUUAUUUCAGUGACCGCUAUUCCCGUCGAGGAAUGGUCCAUUGAUUACAUCAACCCGAGUCCCGUCUGUGUGAUCCACAAUCAGCAGUGCGCCACUCCGAAGUUCCGUUCAGUUCCCGAUUCCAAGAAGAUUGAGUUCGAAACUGAUCACGAGGAUCGUAUUGCCAUAGACAAGCCUCCAUAUGCCUCGUUCGAUGAACGGGUUAAGCUGGUCCAUUUGGCCAGUCCGAAUGAGGGAACAAUAGUGAUUGAAUCAAAGGUUGAUGCCGCUAAGCCCAACCUCUUUGUGAUCCUUGUGAAGUACUACCAGCCGAACCAUCCUAAGUACCAGGUUUACUAUACAUUGACGGCUGGCAAGAAUCAGUAUGAUGGCAAGUUUGACAUUCAGCACUGCCCCUCUAGUUCCGGCUGCCGGGGAGUGAUCCGUCCACCCGGAGAGGGUUCGUUCGAGAUUGAGGAUGAGUUCAAGUUUACAAUAACGACCGAUCGACCCCAGAGCAUUUGGUUGGACUAUCUGGUGGUGGUUCCUUUGAAGCAGUACAAUGAUGACCUCCUGGUUGAAGAGACCUUUGACCAGACCAAGGAGUUCAUUCAGAACUGCGGCCACGACCACUUCCACAUCACUCACAAUGCCAGUGACUUCUGCAAGAAGUCAGUUUUCUCCCUGACCGCGGACUACAACAGCGGAGCUCUGCCCUGCAAUUGCGACUACUCUGGAUCCACGAGCUUCGAGUGUCAUCCGUUUGGAGGUCAAUGCCAGUGCAAGCCGAAUGUGAUUGAGCGCACGUGCGGAGCCUGCAAGAGUAGGUACUACGGAUUCCCCGACUGCAAGCCCUGCGAGUGUCCCAGUAGCGCCAUGUGUGAACCCACCACUGGAGAGUGCAUGUGCCCUCCGAAUGUCAUUGGGGAUUUGUGCGAGAAGUGCGCCCCCAACACUUAUGGGUUCCACCAGGUUAUUGGCUGCGAGGAGUGUGGCUGCAAUCCAAUGGGCAUCGCCAACGGAAAUACCCAGUGCGAUCUGUUUAACGGAACCUGCGAGUGCCGCGACAAUAUCGAGGGCAGGGCCUGCGAUGUGUGCACCCAUGGAUACUCGAACUUCCCGCACUGCGAUGAGUGCAGUUGCCACAGACCGGGAACCGAACUGGAGGUGUGCGACAAGGUCGAUGGCACCUGCUUCUGCAAAAAGAAUGCGGUGGGCAGGGAUUGUGACCAGUGUGUCGAUGGAACGUACAACCUGCAGGACUCGAAUCCAGAGGGCUGCACCACUUGUUUCUGCUUUGGCAAGACCUCGCGAUGUGACAGUGCCUUCCUCAGGGUUUACAAUGUCAGUCUGUUGAGGCACGUGUCCAUUAGUACACCGGAGUUCCGGGACGAGAGCAUCAAGUUCGAAAUGUGGCCAGUUCCGGCGGAGGAGAUUCUGCUGAAUGAGACCACGCUGAAGGCUGACUUUACGUUGCGAGAGGUCAACGAUGAACGUCCCGCAUACUUUGGAGUUCUGGACUAUCUGCUCAACCAGAACAAUCAUAUUUCAGCUUACGGCGGUGACUUGGCCUAUACGCUUCAUUUCACCUCUGGCUUUGAUGGCAAGUAUAUUGUGUCUCCGGAUGUCAUUCUGUUCAGUGAACACAAUGUCCUCGUCCACCAAAGCUACGAGCAGCCCAACAGGAAUGAACCGUUCACCAACCGCAUUCAGAUUGUGGAGUCGAAUUUCCAAACUGUUUCGGGUAAACCGGUUUCCCGAGCUGAUUUCAUGAUGGUUCUGCGGGAUCUCAAGUCGAUCUUUAUCAGGGCCAACUACUGGGAACAGACCUUGGUGACCCAUUUGGCCGAUGUUUACCUAACGCUGGCCGAUGAGGACGCCGAUGGCAAUGGCGAGUACCAAAAACUGGCCGUGGAGCAUUGCUCCUGCCCGCCCGGUUACUCGGGACACUCGUGCGAGGACUGCGCCCCGGGCUACUACCGCGAUCCCACCGGACCCUACGGUGGUUACUGCAUUCCCUGCGAGUGCAAUGGCCACUCGGAGACCUGCGACUGUGCCACCGGCAUCUGCACGAACUGUCUGCACGGAACUCAGGGUGAUCACUGUGAGCAGUGUGUGUCGGGUUACUAUGGCAACGCCACAAACGGAUCGCCUGGCGAUUGCAUGAUCUGUGCCUGCCCGCUGCCCUUCGACUCGAACAAUUUCGCCACCAGCUGUGAGAUCUCCGAGAGUGGUAACGAAAUCCACUGCGAGUGCAAGCCAGGCUACACGGGACCCCGUUGCGAAUCCUGCGCCAAUGGAUUCUACGGACAGCCAGAGAAUAUGGGAGAGGUGUGCCGGCCAUGCGACUGCUCUGGAAACAUCAAUCCAGAGGAUCAGGGUUCGUGCGACACGCGAACGGGUGAAUGUCUGCGCUGCUUGAACAACACCUUCGGAGCCGCCUGUAAUCUGUGUGCUCCUGGCUUCUAUGGCGACGCCAUCAAGCUGAAGAACUGCCAGAGCUGCGACUGCGAUGAUCUGGGCACCCAGGAAUGUGAUCCUUUCGUGGGUGUUUGCACCUGUAACGAGAACGUCAUCGGCGAACGCUGCGAUCGCUGCAAGCCGGAUCACUAUGGAUUCGAGUCGGGAGUCGGUUGCCGGGCCUGCGAAUGCGGUGCCGCUUCCAAUUCGACGCAGUGCGAUCCGCACACUGGGCACUGUGCCUGCAAGUCCGGAGUGACGGGACGUCAGUGCGACCGCUGUGCCGUGGAUCACUGGAACUACGAGAAGGAUGGAUGCACUCCGUGCAACUGCAACCAGGGAUACUCGCGAGGAUUCGGCUGUAAUACCAACACGGGCAAGUGCCAGUGCCUGCCGGGAGUCAUUGGAGAUAGAUGCGACGCCUGCCCGAAUCGCUGGGUGCUGGUCAAGGACGAGGGCUGCCAGGAGUGCAACAACUGUCACCACGCCCUCUUGGAUGUCACCGAUCGAAUGCGCUAUCAGAUCGAUGGUGUUCUGGCUGAUUUCAACAGUGUUACAUUGGCCUUCUUCACCAGUCAGAAACUGAACUUCUACGACCAGCUGGCCGACGAACUGGAGCCCAAGGUUAAGCUACUCGACCCGAACAGCGUGGACCUGAGUCCAUCCAAGCAGGCCGUCAGCGAACUGGAGGCAGAUGCCAAGUCCUACGCCAAGCAGGUGAACCAGACGCUGGCCAACGCUUUGGAUAUCCGUCAGCGAUCGAGCACCACGUUGGCUAACAUCACGGUCGCCAAUGACGAGGCGAUCAAGAGUGCCGACCAGGCCAGGGAGGCUAUUGCCGCGGUGGAGGCUCUUUCCAAGAAUCUGGAGGCGGCAGCGAGCACCAAGAUUGAUGCCGCUCUCGAGCAGGCUCAACACAUUUUGGGACAAAUCAACGCAACCAGUAUUGAGCUGACGCCCAAUGAACAGGUCCUGGAAAAGGCUCGUAAGCUGUAUGAGGAGGUGAACACCCUAGUGCUGCCCAUCAAGGAGCAGAACAAGAGCCUGAAUGCCCUCAAGAACGACAUUGGGGAAUUCAGUGAUCAUCUGGAGGAUCUGUUCAACUGGAGCGAGGAAUCCCAGGCCAAGUCAGCCGAUGUGGAGCGCAGGAAUGUGGCCAACCAGAAGACCUUUGACAACUCCAAGUUCGACACCGUGUCGGAGCAAAAGCAGCAGGCGGAGAAGAACAUCAAGGAGGCGGGCGAUUACCUGAUCAACGGGGAUCUUACACUCAGCCAAAUCAACCAGAAAUUGGAUAGCCUAAGGGAUGCCCUAACCGAUCUCACUUCUGUGAACAAGAACGUCGACGACGAACUGCCUUUGCGGGAGGAUCAGCACAAGGAGGCAGCUGCUCUUACCGAUCAGGCAGAACAGAAGGCGGCCCAUUUGGCUGUCAAGGCAAAGGAUCUGGCUGACCAGUACGCGGAUAUGACCGCCAGUGCAGAGCCGGCCAUCAAGGCGGCCAGCGCCUACUCGGGAAUCGUGGAGGCCGUGGACUCGGCCCAGAAAUUCGGACAGGAUGCCGUCGAUGCGGCUGGCAAGGCCACUGAAAUGACGGACGGCAUUGAGGACAGAGCCAAUGUAGCCGAUAAUGGAUCCACUGAUCUUCUCCAGCGCGCCCGCCAAUCCCUGCAGAAGGUCCAGGACGACCUGGAGCCACGUCUAAACGGAUCGGCUGGCAAGGUCCAGAAGAUCUCCGCCGCGAACAAUGCCACCGAACAGCAACUGAAGGACAUUAACAUACUGAUCGGUCAACUGCCAGCUGAAUCCCAGAGGGAUAUGUGGAAGAACUCGAAUGCCAAUGCCAGUGACGCCCUGGAGAUCCUGAAAAAUGUCCUGGAAAUACUCGAACCAGUUAGUAAGCAGACACCAAAGGAGCUGGAGAAGGCGAAGGGCAUCAAUCGGGAUCUGGAUUUGACCAACAAGGACAUCUCGCAGGCCAACAAACAGUUGGACGAUGUCGAGGGAUCCGUCUCGAAACUGAACGAACUGGCGGAAGAUAUCGAGGAGCAGCAGCAGAGAGUCGGAACCCAGGCCCUGCAGUUGGGUCAGGAUGUGGAGAGUCUGAAGGCCCAGGUGGAGGCCGCUCGCCAGCUGGCCAACAGCAUCAAGGUGGGCGUCAAGUUCAAGCCAAGCACGAUCCUCGAACUGAAGACGCCGGAGAAGACCAAGCUGCUGGCCACCCGAACCAAUCUAUCGACCUACUUCCGCACAACCGAUCCCAACGGAUUCCUCCUCUAUCUGGGCAACGACAACAAGACAGCCCAGAAGAACAAUGACUUUGUGGCCGUUGAGAUCGUCAAUGGCUAUCCCAUACUCACCAUCGAUUUGGGCAAUGGUCCGGAGCGCAUCACCAGCGAAAAGUAUGUGGCCGAUGGCCAGUGGUAUCAGGCUGUGGUGGAUCGCAUGGGACCGAAGGCCAAGCUCACGAUCAGGGAGGAAUUGCCCAACGGUGAGGUGGUGGAGCACAGCAAGUCUGGUUAUCUCGAGGGAUCGCAGAAUAUCCUGCAUGUGGACAAGAAUAGUCGCCUAUUUGUGGGCGGUUAUCCGAGUAUAUCGGAAUUUAAUGUACCCUCUGACCUGACCACUAGCUCGUUCAACGGCGACAUUGAAGAUCUGAAGAUCGGCGACGAAAGCGUCGGUCUGUGGAACUUUGUCAAUGGCGACGACAACGACGAAGGCGCCCAGGAGCGGGACAAGCUGCUCGAGAAGAAGAAGCCGGUCACCGGUCUGCGAUUCAAGGGCAACGGAUAUGUCCAGCUGAACGCCACCUCGAACUUCAAGACCCGCUCCAGCAUCCAGUUCAACUUCAAGGCGGACAAGGACACGUCCAACGGACUGCUCUUCUUCUACGGCAGGGAUAAGCACUACAUGAGCAUCGAGAUGAUCAACGGAGCGAUCUUCUUCAACAUCAGCUUGGGCCCCGGUGGAGGUGUUCAAUCGGGCAGCCAGGAUCGCUACAAUGACAACCAGUGGCACAAGGUGCAGGCGGAGCGGGAGAAUCGAAAUGGUCUUCUCAAGGUGGACGACAUCGUGAUUUCGAUGACAAAUGCUCCACUGGAGGCCGACCUGGAGUUGCCCAAGCUGAGGAGAUUGUACUUUGGUGGCCAUCCGAGACGUCUGAACAGCUCGAUCAGUUUGCAGCCCAACUUUGAUGGCUGCAUCGACAAUGUGGUGAUCAAUCAGGGAGUUGUGGACCUCACGGAAUACGUAACUGGCGGCGGAGUGGAGGAGGGCUGCUCGGCGAAAUUCUCCACUGUGGUCUCCUAUGCGCCGCACGAGUACGGCUUCCUCAAGAUGAACAACAUUUCCUCGGACAACGAUCUGCAUGUGGUGCUGCACUUCAAGACCAGUCAACCGAACGGCGUCCUCUUCUAUGCCACCAAUCACGACCAGAGUUCGACUAUUGGUCUGAGCCUGCAAGAUGGCUUGCUGAAGCUCAACAGCAUGGGCAGUCAGUUGGUGAUCGACGAUCGUGUGCUGAACGAUGGCGAGAAUCAUGUGGUCACGGUUCAGCACACCCAGAAUGAACUGCGUCUCUCGGUCGACGAUGUGGAGCAAAAGAGACUUGGAUCUCCGGAACCGCUGAUAUUGGAGGGCGGUGACAUCUUCUUCGCCGGCCUUCCGGACAACUAUCGAACGCCCAGAAACGCGUUGGCUAGCUUGGCUUACUUUGUCGGCUGCAUCAUCGAUGUGACCGUGAAUCACGAGGUCAUUAACUUUGCCAACAGUGCUGAGAAGAAGAACGGCAAUAUCAACGGCUGUCCUCCGCAUGUACUAGCCUACGAACCAAGUCUGGUGCCCAGCUACUAUCCCAGUGGGGACAAUGAAGUUGAGGCUCCGUGGCCAAAUCCCGAUACACUGCCACUGCCACCAGUUAUUGAAACCACAGAGGCACCGACGAGACCUACCACAACCACAACCACGCAAACCACCACCACCACCACAACAACACCUCCAACAACGACAACGACUAGCACAACCCAGUCACCCUUAAACUUCGAUGCGGACAAGGAACAGGAGAACAGAGCGCCGCAAAAGACUCUAACCACUCGGCCACCGGCCAAGCUAAAUCUACCCAGCGAUGAGCGCUGCAAGCUGCCGGAGAAGCCCAACUUCGAUGUAGGCUUCGCCGAGGCAGGCUACCGAUUCUACGGUCUGCGGGAGCAGCGUCUGGAGAUAAACUCGCUGCCGGUGAAGCUGCGACGCCACCACGACAUUGGCAUCUCCUUCCGCACGGAGCGACCCAAUGGUCUGCUCAUCUUUGCCCCGAGCAGCAAGCAGCCCGAUGACUUCAUAGCCGUCUAUCUGCUGGAUGGUCGGGUGACAUACGAGAUGCAUGUGGGUGCAGUGCUCCGGGCAAAGAUCACCAGCGAGAAGGAACUGAACGACGGCAGUUGGCACACCGUGGAGGUGGUGCGAACUCAACGAAAGGUCAGCCUGCUGAUCGACAAGCUGGAGCAGACGGGUUCGGAGGAACUGAACGCGGAGAGAAGUCCACCGAUGUUCGAUGUCCAGUUGCCCAUCUAUGUGGGUGGCAUUACCAAGUACCUGGAGUCGGAGGUUAAGAGGUUAACCGCAUUUGACACCGAAGUGCCGUUCUUUAACGGUUGCCUCAAGAACAUUAAGUUCGAUGCCUUCGAUUUGGAGACGCCACCGGAGGAGUUCGGAGUGGUUCCGUGCUCCGAACAGGUGGAACGCGGAGUGUUCUUCAACAACCAGAAGGCGUAUGUUAAGAUCUUCGAUCACUUCGAUGUGGGCACCGAGAUGAAGAUCAGCUUUGAUUUCCGCCCGAGGGAUCCCAACGGUCUGCUCUUCUCGGUGCAUGGCAAGAAUUCCUAUGCCAUCCUCGAGCUGGUGGACAACACGUUGUUCUUCACCGUGAAGACCGAUGUGAAGAAUAUUGUAACCACCAACUAUAAGCUGCCCAACAACGAAAGCUUCUGCGAUGGCAAGACACGCAACGUUCAGGCCAUCAAAUCCAAGUUUGUGAUCAACAUAGCCGUGGACUUUAUAAGCUCCAAUCCGGGCGUGGGCAACGAGGGAUCGGUCAUCACAAAGACCAACCGUCCGUUGUUCCUGGGCGGUCAUGUGGCCUUCCAGAAGGCGCCGGGCAUGAAGACCAAGAAGUCCUUCAAGGGCUGCAUCAGCAAGGUGGAGGUCAACCAAAAGAUGAUCAGGAUUACGCCCAACAUGGUCUUUGGUGAUAUUUGGCAGGGCUACUGCCCCCUCAACUAAUGAAGAUCCGCGGAACGAUUUAAGGACCUAUGAUUUAAUUUGACCAAAAAAUACGAAUAACUGCCAGGGAAAAUCGAAAGUUGCCGACCAAAAUGCUUAUCAAAGGACAGCGAACGAACAAAUUGUAAACGAACAAAAUCGACAGGCCAUGAAAAAGUCGUGGGUUAUCAAAGAUAAUUGACCCAUUAACAAAGAUGACAGUCGUAUAUUUCUUAGUACUAUAAGCCAAACCUCUAUGUGCCAAUCUAAUGAAGCCAUACUCAUACAUAUCGUCAUUUGUAUGCUUUUAUCCUUUUAAAAACUCUUCAAGUCAAUCUGUGAAUUUUUGUAAUUUUGCCGAAUCAAUAAAUAUAAUCAUUUAAAUGAAA
This is a messenger RNA of Drosophila takahashii, 11718 nucleotides long. RefSeq names its product laminin subunit alpha (gene LanA). NCBI's taxonomy places the organism in Eukaryota, Metazoa, Arthropoda, Insecta, Diptera, Drosophilidae. Gene Ontology annotation, molecular function: signaling receptor binding. Gene Ontology annotation, biological process: tissue development; cell adhesion; regulation of embryonic development. The record is from RefSeq and is a predicted model, not a curated record.